AUGUCACCGAACGAGAUCCGCGGCCGACUGGCCCUGAUAACGGGUGCAUCAGGAGGGAUCGGUGCAGCAUGCGCCCACCAGCUCGCACAACAAGGCGUCCAUCUCGCCCUUACCUACUCAACCAAUGUCAAGUUCAUCGACGAGCUCGUCUCAGACCUAAACUCGCGAUAUGCCAAGAAUCUCCAUAUUUCCACCCACCAGGUCGAUGUCGGCUCUCCCGAUCAAAUCAAUGCCAUGUUUCGUGAAAUCGACUCCCAGCACGGCCACCGGCCAGAUAUUCUAAUAUCGAAUGCCGGAUACGGCAAACGGGUGCCUGAUGUGUGGGACAUCACGCUGGAGGAGUUCGAUUACAUGUUGAACAUCAAUCUCCGCGCGUCAUUUGUCCUGGUUAAAGGUGUGGUAGAGCAUAUGAAAGCUCAGCGGUGGGGGCGCAUCGUGUUCAUGUCAUCGAUCGCCGCAUCGGGAGGAGGGAUUAAUGGAUGCCAUUAUGCUGCUUCCAAGGGUGGACUUACUGGGAUGAUGAAAAACCUCUCUACGCGUCUGGCCGAGUACAAUAUUAGUGUCAACGAUGUUGCGCCUGCGAUGAUUGGCGAUACUGGCAUGGUGCCAUCUGCUACGGCCGUUUCUGGGAUCGCAUCGAACAUCCCGCUGGGUCGACUGGGGACGCCAGAAGAGACGGCAAAUGUGGUGACGAUGUUGGUGAAGACAGGAUACAUGACAGGACAGAGCCUACUAUUAUCUGGAGGGUUGAAAUAA
This is a messenger RNA of Aspergillus puulaauensis, 756 nucleotides long. Its product is annotated as SDR family NAD(P)-dependent oxidoreductase. Bases 1 to 756 code for a protein of 251 amino acids. NCBI's taxonomy places the organism in Eukaryota, Fungi, Ascomycota, Eurotiomycetes, Eurotiales, Aspergillaceae. The record is from RefSeq and is a predicted model, not a curated record. The transcript has 3 exons. Gene Ontology annotation, molecular function: oxidoreductase activity, acting on the CH-OH group of donors, NAD or NADP as acceptor.